Molecule: messenger RNA, 929 nt
Organism: Ictidomys tridecemlineatus (thirteen-lined ground squirrel)
Lineage: Eukaryota; Metazoa; Chordata; Mammalia; Rodentia; Sciuridae
Gene: Ovol3
Product: ovo like zinc finger 3
Biological process (GO): regulation of transcription by RNA polymerase II; epidermal cell differentiation
Cellular component (GO): nucleus
Molecular function (GO): DNA-binding transcription factor activity, RNA polymerase II-specific; RNA polymerase II cis-regulatory region sequence-specific DNA binding
Source: RefSeq, a predicted model, not a curated record
GAUGCCUAGGCUCUUUUCCCCUUGCUUGACCCUCUGGGAGUUUUGUCUGUCCCCAGAGGCUGCAGAGUACCCUCAGGAACUUGGUCUAAAAGAAGGGGGAUGAAUGACAGGCCUAGGGUCGAGAUUAGUAAAGCCAGCAAAGUCUGCUCCCGGGACUUGUCUCAAAAUUUGCAUAAAAAAGAGGUUCCUCCCCCACAUCCCUCCCUUCCCACCUGGGAUAGUGGUCCUGGGCUGAGGUCUGACAGCAGGUGGAGGAGGAAACUCUGCUUGUGAGCAACCACCUCUCCAUUCCUGAAGUGAUGCCUCGUGUCUUCCUGGUCAGGAGUCGGCGUCCACAACCACCUAACUGGGGCCACCUGCCUGACCAGCUCCGAGGAGAUGCCUAUAUUCCAGACUGCAGCAGCCUGGCCGGGCCACCGGCACAUCAGUCUUCCCGCCUUGGGGACCCCUGGGCAAUGCCCAUGCAGGGAACCCUGGCCUCUGCUCCCAGGAGCCCUGGGACACUUGGCUGCCCUCUCUGCCCCAAGGCCUUCCCACUGCAGCGCAUGCUGACACGACACCUCAAGUGCCACAGUCCAGCUCGCCGCCAUGUGUGCCGCUGCUGUGGCAAAGGCUUUCACGAUGCCUUCGAUCUCAAGCGCCACAUGAGGACUCACACUGGAAUCCGGCCAUUCCGUUGUGGAGCUUGUGGUAAAGCAUUUACCCAGCGAUGCUCCCUGGAAGCACACCUCGCCAAGGUGCAUGGGCAGCCGGCCAGCUAUGCUUACCGUGAGCGCAGGGAGAAGCUGCAUGUGUGUGAGGACUGUGGCUUCACCAGUUCAAGGCCCGAUGCCUAUGCACAGCACUGCACCCUACAUGGGGCCACCUGAGACUGUACCAGCAUCCUACCCAUGAAGCAAAUAAACACAGGAAACAAACAAACAAAUAAA